This is a messenger RNA of Acipenser ruthenus (sterlet), 782 nucleotides long. RefSeq names its product meiosis inhibitor protein 1-like. The coding region runs from base 156 to 581 and encodes 141 amino acids. Lineage: Eukaryota; Metazoa; Chordata; Actinopteri; Acipenseriformes; Acipenseridae. Gene Ontology annotation, biological process: meiosis I. The record is from RefSeq and is a predicted model, not a curated record. The transcript is spliced from 3 exons.
UAUUACUUAAAUAGUUAGGAAAAAAAAUAAACUAUUUAAAAAUAUAUAUAUCAAUAGGCCGAUAUGAAACGUUUAGUUUCGUAUUUGUAAGGUGUUUGGGAGUUUCUGUGUGAAAUUUAGUCGUUUUAUUGAGAAAGUCUUGGUAGUUUUCGGCGAUGUCGGGUUUGGACGUGGUCUGCGAGCGAAUUCACUUCAGACACGACCCGAAGUGGACGGCUCGGCUCGGCUCGCCCGACAGCGGCCAGCUGCUCUGCACAGCCUGCGUGGUGGAGAUGAUGGAGGACAGCGCGAUAUCGGUGGUUCGGAAGAAGCACGCCCUCUGCUGUUUCAAGAGCGUCAUGACGCGCUUCCCGGCCGAGGUGGCGGAGCUGCUGUUGCAAGACAGCCGUGUUUGCGUGCAUUUCAUCGGGACGCUGCUGGCAAUGCUGCACAGCUCCGAAGAAGCCUCCGUGCUCGAGGAAGUCAUCCAAGGUACAGAGAUAGAGACCGUCCCGCUCCCCCAGUCACGCUGUGUGAGAGAGGAGAGCCCCAGCCUCUGUUUUAUACAAUGUGGAGUAGCGGUCAGGGCUCUGGACUCUUGACCGGAGGGUCGUGGGUUCAAUCCCAGGUGGGGGAGACACUGCUGCUGUACCCUUGAGCAAGGUACUUUACUUAGAUUGCUCCAGUAAAAACCCAACUGUAUAAAUGGGGAAUUGUAUGUAAAAAAUAAUGUGAUAUCUUGUAACAAUUGUAAGUCGCCCUGGAUAAGGGCGUCUGCUAAGAAAUAAAUAAUAAUAAUAAUA